GGCGCCCCUGGCGUGAGCGGCGCGCGGGCCGCGGGCGGCGGCGCCAUGUGGAGCGGCCGCAGCUCCUUCACCAGCCUGGUGGUGGGCGUGUUCGUGGUGUACGUGGUGCACACCUGCUGGGUCAUGUACGGCAUCGUCUACACGCGCCCGUGCGCCGGCGCCGCCAACUGCAUCCAGCCCUACCUGGCGCGGCGGCCCAAGCUGCAGCUGAGCGUGUACACCACCACGCGGUCCAGCCUGGGUGCAGAGAACAACGUGGACCUGGUCUUGAAUGUGGAGGACUUUGAUGUGCAGUCUAAGUUUGAAAGGACAGUUAAUGUUUCUGUACCAAAGAAAACAAGAAACAAUGGGACGCUGUAUGCAUAUAUUUUCCUGCAUCAUGCUGGGGUUCUGCCGUGGCAUGAUGGGAAGCAAGUGCACCUGGUCAGCCCUCUGACCACCUACAUGAUCCCCAAGCCAGAGGAGAUCAACCUACUCACUGGGGAGUCUGCUGCUCAGCAGCAAAUCGAAGCAGAGAAGAAGCCGUCAAAUGCCCUGGAUGAGCCUGUCUCUCAUUGGAGACCCAGGCUGACCCUAAAUGUGAUGGUGGAUGACUUCGUCUUCGAUGGGUCCUCACUGCCUGCGGAUGUGCACCGGUACAUGAAGAUGGUCCAGCUGGGGACAACGGUGCAUUACCUCCCCAUCCUCUUCAUUGACCAGCUGAGCAAUCGGGUGAAGGACUUGAUGGUCAUCAACCGCUCCACCACCGAGCUGCCGCUCACCGUGUGCUACGACAAGAUCUCUCUGGGGCGCCUGCGCUUCUGGAUCCACAUGCAGGACGCCGUGUACUCCCUGCAGCAGUUCGGGUUUUCAGAAAAAGAUGCUGACGAAGUGAAAGGGAUAUUUGUAGACACCAACUUGUACUUCCUAGCCCUGACCUUCUUUGUGGCAGCGUUUCAUCUUCUUUUCGACUUCUUGGCAUUUAAAAAUGACAUCAGUUUCUGGAAGAAAAAGAAGAGCAUGAUUGGCAUGUCUACCAAAGCAGUACUCUGGCGCUGUUUCAGCACCGUGGUCAUCUUCCUGUUCCUGCUGGAUGAGCAGACCAGCCUGCUGGUGCUGGUUCCUGCAGGCGUGGGUGCUGCCAUCGAGCUCUGGAAAGUGAAGAAGGCUCUCAAGAUGACGGUGACCUGGAGGGGCCUGAGGCCACGGUUCCAGUUUGGCACCUACAGCGAGUGUGAGAGGAAGACGGAGGAGUAUGACACCCAGGCCAUGAAGUACUUGUCUUACCUCCUCUACCCGCUCUGUAUCGGGGGCGCCAUCUACUCGCUGCUGAAUAUCAAGUAUAAGAGCUGGUACUCGUGGCUUAUCAACAGCUUUGUAAAUGGUGUCUAUGCGUUUGGCUUCCUCUUCAUGCUGCCCCAGCUCUUUGUCAACUACAAGAUGAAGUCGGUGGCUCACCUGCCCUGGAAGGCCUUCACCUACAAGGCUUUCAACACCUUCAUCGACGAUGUCUUUGCCUUCAUCAUCACCAUGCCCACGUCGCACCGGCUGGCCUGCUUCAGGGAUGACGUGGUGUUUUUGGUCUACCUGUAUCAGCGGUGGCUUUAUCCUGUGGAUAAGAGCAGAGUGAAUGAGUUUGGGGAGUCGUACGAGGAACGGCCCAAGCGGAAAUCUCAUGCAGACUGAAGGCCCUGGCUUGGGCUUCCUGGUCAGCAGUGGACGGGCCUCCGGAGGCUUGGGGAGUUCCCAGACACCACAUCUUCACGUUGCCAAAUCCCUCAGCUUCCCCCGUGCUCCCCUGUCCUGGAGCACACACAUGAACAGGAUGCGUCCGGCGUGGGCGGGCCUCCACGGUGCCCUCCUCUGCCAAGUGGGAGAUGGUGGGUUUCCAUUUCAAGUUGUUUUUUUAAGUGCUCCUUAUGUGAUUCAAAUGCAUAUGGAAAUUCAUUCCAUAUGAACUCUGGGAUCAACUGGCUCUUUCCCUCCUGUUUAAAAUUUGAUUGUUUUCAGCUUAAUUAAUGUAUGUUUGUAUUUUAAAAUAAAUUUCUCUGGCUGUGA
This is a messenger RNA of Dipodomys spectabilis (banner-tailed kangaroo rat), 2037 nucleotides long. RefSeq names its product CLPTM1 like (gene Clptm1l). Bases 46 to 1665 code for a protein of 539 amino acids. NCBI's taxonomy places the organism in Eukaryota, Metazoa, Chordata, Mammalia, Rodentia, Heteromyidae. Gene Ontology annotation, cellular component: endomembrane system; membrane. The record is from RefSeq and is a predicted model, not a curated record. The transcript is spliced from 17 exons.